Diospyros lotus (date-plum) is the source of this 2064-nucleotide messenger RNA. Its product is annotated as mitochondrial arginine transporter BAC2-like. NCBI's taxonomy places the organism in Eukaryota, Viridiplantae, Streptophyta, Magnoliopsida, Ericales, Ebenaceae. The transcript has 3 exons. Gene Ontology annotation, biological process: transmembrane transport. The record is from RefSeq and is a predicted model, not a curated record. The coding region runs from base 160 to 1149 and encodes 329 amino acids. Gene Ontology annotation, molecular function: transmembrane transporter activity.
GUUGUGGGCAUACGAGCAGUGUCUUCUUCUUCUUCUUCUUUCGAGUGAAGCGUGGAGGAAUACAGCAGAAAGAGAGGGGAGCUGCUGCUUCAGAGCCGCAGUUUCCACUUCAUUGUUGGUGUGGUCAAAUUGAUUGAUUAUUAGUUUGGGUGGGGAAUCAUGUCAGUCGAAGGUGCAGGGGAUGUAGUGACGAGGACGAGGAGGACGGGGAGAAUGGAUUUCUGGCCGGAGUUUCUGGCCACCACUUGGGGCAAGGAGUUUGUGGCCGGGGGGCUGGGCGGCAUGGCCGGAAUAUUCACCGGUUAUCCGCUCGAUACGCUCCGAAUCCGCCAGCAGGACCAGCGCCUUUCCACUUCAACUUCAACCAUACCUAAGACUGGUUCCACCUCGACUUCGGCAUUGGCCAUCCUCCGGCGGGUGGCCGCAACCGACGGACCCCUCGCCCUCUACCGCGGCAUGUCCGCUCCUCUUGCCUCCGUCACUUUUCAGAAUGCCGUGGCUUUCCAGAUCUACGCAGUCUUGUCCCGGGUGUUCGACUCUAAGGUGGCUGCCUCAGACCCCCCUUCCUUCAAAGGAGUCGCCCUCGGAGGCAUCGGCACAGGCGCCAUCCAAAGCCUAAUGCUCACACCCAUCGAACUCCUCAAGAUCCGCCUCCAACUCAGCGCCACCCACCACAGAGGUCCGGCUAGCCUCGCCAGAACCAUAUUCCGAACCGAAGGCUUCCGGGGACUUUACAGAGGCCUCACGGUCACAGUCCUCCGGGACGCCCCCGCCCACGGCGUCUACUUCUGGACAUACGAGUACGCGCGGGAGAAGCUGCACCCGGGGUGCCGGAAGAGCGGCCAGGAGAGCUUCCAUACCAUGCUGGUCGCCGGAGGCCUAGCCGGAGUGGCGAGCUGGAUUUGUUGCUACCCUUUGGAUGUGAUCAAGACUAGGAUUCAGGCCGAUCCGCAGCCAAGAUACAGGGGAAUCGUAGAUUGCUUCCGGAGGAGCGUAGAGGAAGAGGGCUUCGGUGUAAUGUGGAGAGGAUUGGGGACUGCAGUUGCAAGAGCUUUUGUAGUGAACGGGGCCAUUUUCACUGCGUAUGAAACCGCUCUAAGAUUCUUUAACACCAAUGCCACCAACAACAACAAUCAUACUAAAGCAUGAAAUUUAUGAUAUAUGAUUGUUUCAGAGCACAAAAAAUCAUUGAACUGAACGCUUCAAAGAUAUGCAGCAAUGAGAAUUUUUAUUGUUCUAUGUUUUGUAUCUUCACGCCCAUUGACACAAAAGCACACACUAUUAGAAUGAUAUUAGUUCAAGGAAAAGAAACGUUACCACCACUAUGCCUAAUCUGCAUACAAGAGCACAGAAUGGAUGGAAACAUUCAAAAGGUACUUCCAGAACCAAAGUGUUCAACCAUGUUCUCAGUGAGAUUCAGUCGGCCGAUGGCUUCGUCCAGCCCGGAGCUCAUCUCCGCCAACACACGCGGAUCGUUGUAGUUUCUCACAGCCUGCACAAUUGCACGAACCCGCUUGUACGGGUCCGGACCCUGAAAGAUUUCUGGGCCUACGAAUACUCCGUCGCAACCCAAUUGCAUCAUAAGCGCGGCGUCGGCGGCCGUGGAAACGCCUCCGGCAGCGAAAUGCACGACGGGGAGACGACCCAUCUGCUUGGUCUGGGCCACGAUGUCGUAAGUCGCAGCGAUCUUCUUGGAGAAGGUGAAAACCUCGUCCUCGUCCAUGUUUGUGAGAACUCUGAUUUCGCCCAUCACUUUCCUCACGCUGUGAACUGUGUCAGCAAUGUUGCCGGUUCCAGCUAGGUCGCCUUGAAUCCUUACCAUCGCCGCGCCUUCUCGCACUCGCCUCAAGGCCUCGCCGAGAUCCCGACACCCACAGGCAAACAGCACCCCGAAAUUGUGCUUGUUGAUGAAAUUGUCUUCGUCGGCCACGGCAAGAGCCUCGCUCUCGUCGAUGUAAUCCACGCCAACGGCCUCGAGGAUUUGGGCUUCGACGAAAUGCCCGACUCGGACUUUCGCCAUUAUCGGAAUUGAGACCGCCCGCUUGAUCUCCUUGAUGAGGGAUG